Molecule: messenger RNA, 1144 nt
Organism: Hypoxylon trugodes
Lineage: Eukaryota; Fungi; Ascomycota; Sordariomycetes; Xylariales; Hypoxylaceae
Product: D-3-phosphoglycerate dehydrogenase
Exons: 4
Coding region: 1-963 (320 amino acids)
Molecular function (GO): oxidoreductase activity, acting on the CH-OH group of donors, NAD or NADP as acceptor; NAD binding
Source: RefSeq, a predicted model, not a curated record
AUGUCAGGGGUCGUCGCCCUCGAUACUUUCGACCCAGAAGGCACGCAAUAUAUGCGCCAGACUUUUCCGGAUGUUAUUGAGCCCGGUCAUUCCUCGCAUUCCUCCUGGCCCGAACAUGCUGUCGGGCUCUUCGUCGCGAAAAGCAAGGUUACCGCGGACCUGAUCCGGCAGACUAAGGAAUUGAAGUUCAUCGUACGCCAUGGCGCCGGUUACGACAACAUAGACGCCGAGGCAUGUAGAGAGAAAGGUGUCAUACUAUGCAAUCUCCCGGGCAUAAGCGCUCUAAACGUCGCCGAAGUCGCCCUGGCUCUCGUGGGCGCUUGCUCCAAGAACCUCGUGGAGGUAUCGAGGCAAAUGAGAGCUGGUGAAAGGCUUAAUAAGAAGUUUAAAAGCCUUUACUCGGCGACUUUGCUAACGGAAAAGACUUUCGGCAUCAUCGGAGGUGGCCGAAUCGGUCAACUCACAGCAAAGAAGUAUAUCGGCGCCUUCGACGGUAAGAUCCUAAUGUACGAUCCCUACAUUCCGACAGAUGGAACGACCCCUUGGAGUCUGAUCCCACAUGAACGGGUUAACUCAAUCGAGGAGCUGGCGCCUCGCGUCGACGUGCUGUCUCUUCAUGUACCUCUUCUCCCUACCACGAAGGAUCUCAUCACGCUUCCGAUAAUGAAGAGUAUGAAACCGACCGCAAUACUUAUCAACGUGGCACGUGGCGGGGUCGUCAACGAAGAAGACUUAUGGUCGGCUUUGAGAGGAGGCGUGAUUGCGUCUGCGGGUGUCGACGCAUGGGUCAGCGAGCCGCCGAUUAAAGGGGUUUACGGGGAUGUUUUGGAACUGGAGAACUUGGUCAUGAGCCCUCAUAUCGGCGGGUCUCCAGCGGAGAUUCAAAGAGCUACCUGCAUCAGCAUGGUCGACCAUAUGAAGGGGAUGAUUGAUGGGAAGCCUCCUAGAGAUCGAGUCACAUAGAACCAACUACUUUGGCUAUAUUGGUUACUUAGAUACCGAGGUAGUUAUGUACGAAAAUGUCUAUUGUGUUUAUGAGGUUGCGAUAACGCCCAUUUAGUAGCGAAAUGAGUUAAAUGAAAUUAGUGGGCGCGGUAGGCUUAAGACUUGACGCCGAUUUCUUCCAUUCAUGUUGCGAAAAUAA